AUGGAAAAAGGAUUGGAUCCUGAAGUUGUCGCAACAAUUUUUCAAGCGACAUACAUCGAUCCUAAGAUAAUAGAGAGAUUUCCUCCAGAAUUUCGAGAGUUGAUUCCGGAUGUUGAUCUCUCUGUCUUUGAUAAUCGCAAAAUUUCAAAUUCGGAAUUAAUCACGAAACUAAAUUUACAACUAGAUAAACGCACAAAAUUAAUGAAAUACAUAUACGAGCACCAACGGCAAAUCACAGAUAAGUUAGAUCAACAAGAAUUCGUUGGAGUUAUCAGUAUUCAGUCAUUUAUCGCUUUAAUUUACAAUGAUUUAUCUGAAGUUGUCGAAUCUGAUAUACAGUAUUUCAUUGCAUUCCUAGUUCUUUCUCUAGAUCUUGUACCAAAAUUUACGAAAGAAAUUAACACUACAUUUUUAAUCUUUUUACAAAGAGUUUCACAGACACAAAAUGUUUACCAUUUUCUUUCAGAUAUUAUCGUAUUUAUUUCUAGCUGCAGAUCGAUUUCUCCCUUGAUUUUGAUACAAACCUUACUUCUACUAGAAACAAUCAUAAAAAAUCAAUGGUACACUUCAAACUUAUCAACUCUUAUUACAUUUAUUAAUAGUUUAACGAAGCAACUCAAGAAUAUUGACGUAUUAAACAUAACCACCGACAUUUUGAAUAAUAUAAUUGAUCAAACUGCAAAUCUUGCAUCUAAUUAUCGCGAUAGAAAGACACUCGAUGCGGUUUUAACAUUCAGAUGCGAAAUUUUAGGAAUUUCACCAGAAAAUUACUACAAAUUCGAAGAAAUUAUCGAUCUAUUUGUAGAUGACAUAUCAUCUGUUACAACAUUACUUACGAAUUACGAAAAAAUACCAGAUCUAGAGACAAAUUUAGAAAAUAUAACAAAUAAUUCUAAAAAUGCAGUUUAUUUACUAUCAAGAGCGAGCUCCAAAGCAAAAGAAGCUCUUAUCAAGCUCUUUCUUCGUAUAGAAAUCAAUAGUUUUGCAACAAUUUCAAUAUCAUAUCUAUUUAUUUACAAAAUGAUCCAAAACAACGAACCUGAAGACAAAAAACUUCCUUUUUCAUUCUUUUUCCCUCAAUUCCUUUAUUACAACGACUUUUCUAUGUUUGAUCAGAAAUCUUUUUACAUUGUCAAUCUCAGACGCAUCGGAAUGCAACUAUAUAUGCUAUUAUACAAGACAAUGAGUCCCAGUGAUAUUCUGAAGUAUUUCAUUAUGUUUAUGUCAAAUUCAAUUUCGAAUCCGAAAAUUUUCACGGAAAUUUUGUUUUAUUCCAUGAAAAUGAUAAACUACAACAAACUCUCUAGUGUUGAGAUUGAACCAUUAAUGGCUUGCGUGUUUUCAGGCCUAGAGAUUGAUGAAACAUCGAUUUAUUCGAAAGAAAUGAGAAAACUCGAAUUAAAAAUGAUAAAAAAGAUUUGUAACAUGAAAAACAUCAAUUCUUUCAUUCUCUCGUCCAGAUCAUUGAGUACAGGCAUCAUCAACAUAAUCUUUGACUUGAAAUAUGGACGUUCUCUCGCAUCAAUUCUCGCUGUUCUUCUUAGAUCAUUGGAAUCAGAAAAUCAAACAUUUCUAGAUCAAAUUUUUAAAAAAUUGAAAGAAACCGAAGAAAAUAAAGUGUUGGCAAAUAUUUUGAAUACUUUACAUUCUGCUUUAUUUUCAUUAUCAAAUUUAGAUUUAGUUUUAUCGUUUUUUCACUCGGAUUCAUUUAGAUUUGUCAUUGCAAUGUUCAACAAAGACAUGGAUGAUGAUGUAUUGUUGAAUGCUUUGCUUCUUGUGUCAUUAGGAAUGAGAUUAAACAUAAGAGCAUUGACAAGUCACGAAAUUAAAAUGAUAAGUGAAUGCAUAAACAAAGAAAAACUUAAUUUACAGGUUUAUACUGUUCUUUGCAUGAUUAUUUCGGGAUCACAAACAGAUUUCAUAGGGAUAACUAAUCCCGACUCUUUCCCUUUCAUCAAAUCAAUUUUGUUGAGUGAUUUUAGAUCGGAUUUCUUGUUUAGAAUUACAAAUUUGUGUCAAAAUAAUGAUAUUCAGAAAUUACAAUGUAUUAAUUCUGAUAUUUUCUCUAUUUUAAAUGAUGUAUGUCCUGAUGACUGCUUCAAACACUUGGACCUGUUCGUAAUGAUUGCUUCUAAAUUCACUAACGCAAAAUUAAUUCGUCAAUACUACAAGUUUUUCGAUAUAAAAGAAAAUCAAAAUAUUUUAACAGAUAAAAUUCAAAAAAGUGACAAAAUUCAAAUUUCUUCAACAGAUAAAAUAGAAAAUACUGAACAAAAAGAAAAUAAAUUAAUCACAAAUCCAAAUGAAAAUCAAAAUAAUUUAGAAAAUACAACAAUAUCAAAAGAAAACGAAAAUUUGGAGAAAAAUUCUAAAAUUUCUGAAAAUUCAAAUAUUUCUAUUGAAAAUGGAGCUUCAGAUAAAAACACAAAAAUUUCGGAAGAUCAAAAAAUUUCUGAAAAUACAAAGAUUUCUAGUGAAAAUUUGGAUAAAAUUUCUAAAAACUCUGAUGAACAAAAAAUUUCUAAAGAAGAUAAAAAUCAAAGUUCAUUAGUCACGGAAACAAAAACACAUAUUGUUAAAACUGAUGGUUUGCCUAAAUCUGAAGGAAGUAAGAAGAAAGUUAGAAGACCUUCAAUGCUGACACAAGAAGGAAUUUAUGUUGAUAAAACAAAUUUGAAUUUAACGAAAGAUGAAAAAAUAACAAAUCUCUUACAAAUGACAAAAAUAAUAUUAAAUAGUGAUAAAACAUGUUUUGGAAAAACAGUUUUCUUGUUUUCUCCAGAAUCAGGAGGAAUCAACUUAAAUAUGACACAAUCAUCAUUUAGAAUAGAUGCUUAUAUACAAUUAUGUUCCCAAUCAUUCAGAUUAUUCAAAAUUGUUUCAGGAGAAAAUCAACUUUUUUGUAAUUUACAAAAAGAUUUCUUCGAAAUUGAAUUAGAAAACAGUGAAUUUAGGUCCCCUGUUCAAUUAAUGCAAAACAAAUGGUACAAGAUGUCAUUAUCUGUUAAUAAACUCAAAGAAUUUAUAUUGACGAUAGAUGACAAACCGUUGGCAACCGUUUUUCUUUCAAAUUUCGAAGAAGAAUACACAUUUGACUUGUUUUUGUUCGAAAGCCAACAAAGAAAUGAUACAAUUGGAACAGCGCAAGAGUCAAACAUAACUGGACCAAUUACAGUUUACAUUAACGAUAAGGCCGUUUAUUAUUUCACUCCUGAUUCGACAACAGAAGAUUUUUGUUUGGUAAAUUCACUUUCUUUCGAACCAGAGGUUAUUAAAAUCAAACCAAACAUGAUUUGCAAAGUUUCUUUAUUCAAGAUGAAUUUGUUGGAGUUGAAUGGAAUUGAAUUUUAUCUGUUUUUGUCUCAUUUUUGCCAAAAUGUCAAAAAUUUCAUUUCUAUUUUGGAAAUUUUCCAAAUGAUAUUAGAAAAUGAAAGUUUGGAUUUGCAAAAGAGACUUUACAAUUUGAAGUUCUUCAAGUGUCUGGCUUCUUCUUUAGAUAAUCUCGAAGAAAAACCAAAUACAAAAUUAUAUGAUCAAAUUAUGAAAUUUGACAAAAUUUUGACAUUUAAAGCCUUGAAAAAUGAUUUUCUGAAACAUAUCUUGAUUGGAACUCAGAUCUGGUUUAAAGACAAAGAUUGUGCAAUUUUACUUUUGUCGAAAUGGUCAGCGAUACAAGAUGAAGACAAACUUUAUUUCGCAAAGUUAUUACCUGUAGAAAGAAUUAUUUAUUAUAUCUCAAUUUCUGACAACUUUACAAAAAGUACUGUCACUUUAUUGUUGUCAAUUUUGAGAGAGUUUGUUUACAUCAACAUUGACAAAAAACUUUUACAAAUAUUAUUUAGAUUUUUAGAGCAUUUCAAAGAUGACAAAGAAGUAUCAAUGCAAGUUUUACAAGUCUUCUUUUCUUUGGCGAAAAGAGAUUCAACAGCACAAGAUUUUGUCAGAGAUUUCAUUUUGGGAAGUCGUUCUUUGCUUUCUAGCACACAAUCUUAUGUUAUUUAUACUGUAAUUAUGCUGUUUAUACAAAAUGAAGAGCCUUAUCACUCAAGAUUACUAUGGUUCUUCUUAAACGAAACAAGAUUCAGAUCGUUGCAAAUAAAUGAAACUUUUGCAACAGAAUUCUGUAAUUAUUUCAUUGGAAAUACAAAAAUUGACACUUUAGAAAAACUGAUAAAAGUGAAGUCAUUUAAUUCCAUUGCAGCACCAUUGUUUCCAUUCAUUUGUGUUCUUGGAAACUAUGUUUCACCUGAAUUAAGGAAGCAAAUGCAAGUUUUUGUUGCAAAUAUUUUGACACAAAAUGAUAUUUGCAUUAAAAUUUCAAAAACAUUGAAACCAUUAAGUAUUUCUAUUAUUUGUUCAUUCCUUCUUUUGUUUGAAGACAAAUUAACUGUUUCUUUUGUUAAUUUAAUCAAACAAAACACUGAAAUUUUGCCGGAAGUAUUAUCUUUCCUUUCUUUGAUGCAAAGUUUUGUUUCUUUCGAUGUCCAUGUUAUAGAAAACACUCUGUUGAGCGCAAUGACUAUGAGAGUUUUUAAUAAUGGUGAUUCCGAACAAAAGAAUGAUUUUGUUAAAACAGUUGUCAGAUAUUUACUUGAAACAAAACAUGUUGAAUUUAGAGAUGUUAUUUCACAAGAAACAGAUUCAAUUUUAGAUGAAACAAAUGAUGUUCAAAUUGUUGAAUUUGAGAAAAUUAUGCACAAAUCUAAAUCAACUGAGAGAAUCUCUUCAAAGAAAAUAGAUAGAUCUAAUUCUUCAGGAGGAAUUUCAUCAAAGAAAACAAUUAAAAACGAAAUUAAUCCACAGAAUUUCGGAUUAAUCGGAAGUUUCCCAGGAUUCAAAAAUGACAAAGCAAGUUUACAUGUCAAAAAUGAAUCUGACACAUCAUCAUUGAUAGGCAGCAUGAGUGGAAAUCAAUCUGAAAUAACUAAUUUACAUAUGAUAAAUAGCAUGAAUUUCCAAUCAAAUGAAAAAGACAUAAUUUCUGAGGAACAAAACUCAGAAUCUGUUUCGAAUUCUGUUGUUUUCAGUGAAGAAACAGUUAUUAAAUAUGAUAAAACAGAAGAUUGGGAAAAUGAAGAACUAAAAGAAGUUGGAACUCUUUUAGAUUUCAUCGUCAAAAAUAAUAAUUCUAAAAAAGUGACAAACAAAAAGAGUUUUGGACCAAAAAUUGUUGAAAACGAAUGGAUGGACGUCAACAUUGCAAUUUUAUUGUUAGAUUUCGUUCAAGACAAAGAUUUGAACCAAAAAUCCAUUGAAUAUUUCUUUGUUUUGUUGGAUUUCGUGUUAAGAAGUGAAAGAAAUUUGCAAAUCAAUCAUUCGGAUUUAUUAGAUACAUUUUGUCUUAAUUAUCCAAAUGCAAAGACAUUGAAUGUUUUAUUCUACGAAUGCUGCUUGUCUAAGGAAUACUUUGAAUCAGAAUCUCCUCAGUUUUACAGAGAAUACCAACUUGAAAAAGAAAAUUUGUUGAAAUUUUUCGAAGACAAAAAUGAAAGUUUACAAACUUUUUAUUCCGAAAAUUUUGAAAGUCAAUUUUCAAAUUUGGAAGAUGUUUUAGUUAAUUUCAUGUUAACACCAUUCGAAUUCGUAUCAAUCGAAUGUCCACAUUUAGAUUCUCUUUUGAGUUUCACAGAGAAAUAUUUCGUUCUUCAAAAAUAUAAAAGAAAACAUUGUUUCGAAGAACUCCAAGAAAAAUUCUCUUAUCCAAACUCAAACUUCGUGUUCAUCCUGAAAGAAGAAGAACAAUACUCAAGAAGACAUUUAUAUGAUCAUAUUUUGAGACCUUAUUUAUUCACAAAAAGAUUGAUUUAUACAAAAAGACCUGAAAUACAAAUUGAUGAUCAAGAAAAGUAUUUCGUGAAGAAAUUUGAUAAGUCAAAGUUCUCUUUUUACUGUUCUCAUUGUUAUUUAAUACGAGAUUACAAAGAAGAAAAAGUGUUUGUUUAUAUCUUUGGCGACCAAUUAAUUGUAAGAAAUGAUUUAUUCAUUUUUUACAAAGUUAAAUUCUCCGAAAUUUCGGCAAUUACUUGGGAAUGGUACAGACAUCAUCCAAACUCAAUGUCAUUCUACUUGAAAUCAAGGAAGGCAUUUCUACUUAAGUUCCCCAAUGAACACAACCAUCGUUUUGUUUCAGUGAUUUCUCAACAAAUUUUGAAUGAAAAUCCAAUUUAUUUUGUUUACGAUUCAAUUCCUUUUGAAAUGUUGGAGAAGCUGAAACUCACACUCAGAUGGAAGAGAAGAAUGAUAUCCACGUACGAAUACAUCCAUUGGCUCAAUAUCAUUUCUGGAAGAUCAUUUUUGUCAAGAGAAAAUUACCCAAUUUUCCCUUGGAUAAUGGCAAAUUAUGACAAUGAUUUAGAAUACGUCAAAUUCCGAAAUUUGGCGAAAAACAUCAACACUACGAACACAAAGAGAGUACAGAAGAUCAAAGCAAGAGAAUUAGAAGAUGCUCUUGAUAAUGAAUGUGUUAUUUUGUUUAAGAAUAAUUACAUUUCAAACAAAAUUGGAGUCAAAGAUUUGUUAUUUGAAACAAACAAGAAUUCUUUAGAAGAUGUUUACAAUGAUUUAGUUAUCCGUGAUCCAGAUGAUCCACGAGAUUCAUUUGAAUCAAUUGAAGAAUACUUUUACUGUCCAGAUUUGGUUUUCGACAAAAAAGUGCCAAAAUAUUUUUCAAAUGCCACUGAAUUUGUUGUAAAACAGCGUCAAAUGCUUGAAAUGGAUGGUGCAAACAUUGAGAAAUGGAUUGAUAUGGUAUUUGGAGUUUCACAACAAGGGGAAAGUGCAACACAAACAGAUAAUACUUAUGAUUACAAGAUUUUCUCAAACGCUUUUGAAGACAGAAGCGACGACAUCGAACAAGUAAUGGGAAAAAUGGGAAAUGCUCCACAGAAGUUGUUCGAUUCUUAUCAUCCGAUGAGGAAUCCUCAGACGAAAGGAGUUCAGCGACAAAUGGUCAAACUGGACAUUUCAGGAAUUUUUUGCAUGUUUUUGUAUAAAAACAUGAAUUUCUUUGUGACAAAUAACAACACAAUAAUUGGUGUGGAAGGUACAAGUGUUAAACAAACUCUUAACUACAAGAUAAACGAGAUCUACACUGUGAAACAUCUUCCUUCGACUUCAAGAUGUAGAAUUGCAAUUUUUGGCAGAUUUGAUGAUUAUUUUUCAAUUUUUGAUGUCGAAGAAAAGACAACAAUAAGAUCUUCGGAUAUUGGACACAUCUGUUCCAUUCAUUCAGACAAGACAAACAUUUAUUGUGGAAUAGAAAACGGAACAAUCAAAGAAAUCGACCAAAACUUGGAAAUUUCAAAGUCAAUUUCCAUUUCUGAUUAUCCAAUCAAAGAUAUCUAUUGUUGUCUUUUUAACAACAUCAUGAUAAGUGUUGAUGACAUGAAUAACAUUUAUUUCAUGAUGACACACAACUUGAGAGUUUAUAAAGUGAUACAAAAUGAGCGUUUAUCACUUGAAAAAUUCAAAAAAGUUGUUUAUUUGCAAACUUCAAAUUUGUUUGUAUUUUUGUUCUCCAGAACAAUGAUAACUUUCACGGCUAGUGGACAAGUAGUUAAAGAGACUGUUGAUAUAAGAUUUGAUAAAUACUUGGACAUCUGUUACUACAAAAACAACAAUUUCGAUGAAUUGAUUUGCGUUUCAACAAAUGACGGAAAACUUUCAAUUUUGGAUCCAAUAAAUCACGAAGAAACUUUGACAAUUACUCAGCUCAGAGUUGGAGUGAGCCAAAUUAUGUAUAAUACUGACAGCGAAUACUUUGUUUGCUCGAACAACGAAUUUUCUGUUUUAGUUCCAGACAGAAAUAUUGGUGGAAUUUUUGUUCCAUCAAGUCCAAAUAGAUUUAUGUUGUAA
Molecule: messenger RNA, 7854 nt
Organism: Trichomonas vaginalis G3
Lineage: Eukaryota; Parabasalia; Trichomonadida; Trichomonadidae
Product: platelet formation protein family
Exons: 1
Coding region: 1-7854 (2617 amino acids)
Molecular function (GO): protein binding
Source: RefSeq, a predicted model, not a curated record